This is a messenger RNA of Lachancea fermentati, 1599 nucleotides long. Lineage: Eukaryota; Fungi; Ascomycota; Saccharomycetes; Saccharomycetales; Saccharomycetaceae. The record is from the annotation of a GenBank genome assembly.
AUGAAGCCCAGGUUUGAGUACGAUGCUCAAGGACCGAGCAUCCUUGGGGACGGAUGGUAUUGUAUGUACAAAACGCAAGAGCCUGUUAGCUUCAAAAUAGACCAUUUCGAAACGGCUAUGUUAAAUGUUAUUCGUCAGCCCAAUAUAAACUCUACAGUUAUCUUAAGAGCGGACAUGUUGAAGGAAUGGUUGUAUGAUGUGAAAACGGGUGAGCGUCUUUCCUAUGAGGCGCAGAAUUACGAAGUCACCGACGCUGAUGCUCAAACAAUUAAUUUGGACGACUUGGAGAUUAGACAAGUUAAGGUGCAUCCCGACCUGGGUUUAUCCAUAAAACGAGCCAUGGUAAGAAGAAUUAUCCCUCGAAAUCCUUACAAAGAUGCGAUCAUAAAUCAAACCUGUCUAGUAAUGAACUCAAGACAAUUUGAUGAAACCUCGCUGAUUGUGUACACCCCACAUUUUGAAAGGAAAGAACAAUGUCCGUUUUACAUUCCACAAGUGCGCGUCGUAGCAAUUUUACUUCAUAAAGGACAACUCUCGGUACACUAUAUUCCUUUUGAGAUUGAAGAUGUUGCUGAGCUCCAUGAUGAGACGCAACGGGUAGUUAGAACUGCUUUACGGCUGCUCCAAACUGCGCACAAGCAUUCUACUGGUGUCAAAGCAGGUUAUGAAAAGAAAGUAACUCACGAUCUAGUAGUAAACAAAGUUGCAUUUCAAGAUAGGUAUAUUGCAUUGAAGAAAAAGUACUCUAGGUUUCUCGUGGAUAACUGGGCGGAAAGUACAGAUCCUAAGAAACAUGUUUUUGAAGACAUAGCCAUUGCUGCGUUUUUAAUUGAGCUGUGGAUUAAAGUUUACGGGAAUAAUUUUAAGGAAAAGGUGGAAUUCAGGGAUCUUGGCUGCGGAAAUGGUGUACUUUGUUACUUACUUAUCAGCGAAGGAAUCCGUGGUAUCGGUAUUGAUGCGAGACAGCGUAAGUCCUGGAAAAUAUAUCCUGCUGAAGUGCAAAACCAAUUGAAGGAGCAGGUAAUUAUCCCCGCAAUUCUGCUCAGACCGCAUCCACAAGUGAAAAAACGGGCACCGCAACUUGAGCAUAACGGGAGGUUUUUUCCAAUUCAAGUGCACGAUAAAAUUGCACCUGCAACUGUCCUAUACUCUAGUGCAGAUCUUCUCAAAUCUCCCCAUGUGAACAUCACUGAGUUUCCUAGAGACACUUUCAUUAUUGGGAAUCACUCAGACGAAUUGACAUGCUGGAUACCUCUCCUUGGAUAUCCAUUUAUGGUGAUUCCAUGUUGUUCACACAAUUUCUCUGGUCAAAGGAUGAGGUAUGGUGUGAGAAAAGAUCAAAACAAAAGCAGCAACAGUACAUAUGCAGGUCUUGUGGAUCGUGUAGAAUACGUUGCUGCUCGAGUUGGUUGGGAAAUAGAGAAGGAAAUGCUACGCAUCCCCAGUACGAGAAAUGCAGCGAUAAUAGGGAUCAAUAAUGCACACCUUCCUUCAUGGCCAACACAAGAAGUUUACGAUACCAUUCUCGAUGAUGGAGGAGCUGACGGAUGGGUUGAGAAUACUAUGGCUCUAAUGAAAAGGUCCCCCAGAGGUCAUUGA